This is a messenger RNA of Emiliania huxleyi CCMP1516, 1095 nucleotides long. RefSeq lists its product as hypothetical. The coding region runs from base 1 to 1095 and encodes 364 amino acids. The transcript has 6 exons. NCBI's taxonomy places the organism in Eukaryota, Haptophyta, Isochrysidales, Noelaerhabdaceae. The record is from RefSeq and is a predicted model, not a curated record.
AUGGGUGGAGCCUCUAAACUGGUGUUCUUGUCUGGAAGAGAUCGCAACCCGGCAGACUCCCACGCGAGAGAUUUUGACGACUGCAUCGAGAGCGCACGUCAAACGGCGGUUGAGCGUCUGGUGGCUAGCUCCUCACACGGUGUGUCCUCCUUCGACAUCGGCACAGAGCCAUCGCUCCUCUCCGCAUUCAACGGGAGCUGGAAGAAGCUCGGCGCCGUCCGCCACGUCGCGCAGCGAUGGCCGGGGGGCGCUGACGGCCUCCUGUUGUGGCACGACGCCGACACUGUGCCGAUCGACGCAUCCGGAGUCUCAGUGGUGGAGCGCGCCAGGCGGAUCGCUGCCCUGCAGCCGGGGGUCGACCUCUGGAUGCAGCCCGGCGAAGAGCUCGUCAAGGUGACGCCCGACUACUACUGGCACUCGCUCGAGGGCGUCUCGCUCGCAAGCCUCCGCCACCUCGUCUGGCUCAUCGGGCCCCACGCGCUGCAGGCGUGGCGACGCCGGGGACGCCCUUUGCUUGCGGGCGUGCUCCUCGUGCGGGGUGCCCACUCCUCAACGGCAACCGACGCGCUGCGGUACCGCCACGCGACCCGCGGCCAGCUGGGCGGCUUCUACAACGGCGAGCCCCUCUACUCUGCCCCGCGAGGCCCAGCGAGCGGCGAGGCCCGCGACCAAGGCCCGCUGACCCACCACUUGCUGCAGCGGGCAGAGCGCCCGCACCUCCGCGCUGCCCCUCCCGCGCUGGCCGGCGUGGACCCCUCCUUCAUCCACUUCGCCGGCUGCUCCUUCACCGCGGCGCGCGCCAAGGCGUGUGUGAGGGAAUUCUGCAGACAAGGGCACGGCGCCGACCAGCGUGACCUUCGGGCGAACCUUUCGGGCUUGUUGGUGCAGCGGCGGCAGCAGCAAGCCGUUGCCGCCAGCCGGGAGGCCCGCUCGGCGCUGCCCGUGCAGCUUGCACGCCGCGGCUUCGUUGCGGCCGUCGAGGUCGAGCCCGUCCAUUUGCUGCUCGUCGCCGGCGUCGUUUGGCUGCUGCUGGCCCGUCGCCGGCUUUGCUUUGCCGUGCGCCGCGGAGGACGCGCCGUCGACACAGACGAGUGA